Molecule: messenger RNA, 4855 nt
Organism: Patella vulgata (common limpet)
Lineage: Eukaryota; Metazoa; Mollusca; Gastropoda; Patellidae
Product: putative amine oxidase [copper-containing]
Exons: 3
Coding region: 338-2794 (818 amino acids)
Biological process (GO): amine metabolic process
Cellular component (GO): plasma membrane
Molecular function (GO): quinone binding; copper ion binding; primary methylamine oxidase activity
Source: RefSeq, a predicted model, not a curated record
AACCACGUCGGAAAUCCCGAUGAACUUUCUUCGGUCGUUUUCUUGGGAAAAUGCAUGCUCUCCAUCUUUUAAUUAUGCACAAUUCUCACUUGAUUCUUCCCAUCGUCUCAUUGGAUCACGGGCGAUGGGAUGGCGUCGAAGGAUAAUAUUCCCAAUUUCAAGGAGUAAUUCUAGUAGGCUCAAUCUGGAUUAUCAAGUCUCUAAAUAUCAUUCAAAUUUAAUAUAGUCUUGAUUCGAGGGAUAUCAUGUAUGUAAUUCAAGAAUCACAUUAUCAUUGAACAAUAACUGCCAUCCUAGAGUUAGAGAAGAACCCGGAUUAUAGCAAUAUAGAACCGCCAUGACACGAGAAACAAACAAAGAUACACAAUAUUCAUCAGAACUGCAGAAAGGUGGGGUUGCGGGCAGAAAAUGGAUGUUCUUGAGUUUAUUGCUUGGUGCUAUAGCAGUGGGUCUUUUGAUCGCCCUGGUCGUUGUUAUUAGAAACCAAGAUAAACGUUCACCACCACAAGACCCUCCUCCUUCUAUAGGCGGCCAGGUAGAAAACCAGAUUGACGCAUCCGAAUCGCCAAAUCCCGGCGUGUUCCAUGAUUUAACAACAACAGAAUUAUUAUCUUUACAAGAAUAUCUUUAUUCAGACAAUGCCUCGGAUUUAAAUCUGGUGAGACCAGAUAAGGUAUCUUUGGGUGCCAGCUACGUCUUUAUUGUCGAUCUACUUCCGCUCAAUAAAACUGAAGUUCUCCGACAUUUAGAUGACAACGGACCAACCCCAGCAAGACGAGCCAGGGUGGUUGUGUUCAGGGGCGAUAAGACACCGCCUGUAGUUGAGGAAUAUAUUGUCCAACCUAUACCAAACCCAACCAGACACGAAUUAUUCGAGCUUCGAACCAGACCUAAUCCAAUCCCUUUUGCAUACAGACCCGUUGGUCUGGUAGAAUUUAUAGAAAUCGCCAGCGCUCUAGCGACUAGUUUACAAGAAGACAUUGGUGACAUCCUAAAAGAGAGCUAUGAUGCAGGGGUCAUUGACUGUGGUUAUAAAUGUUUAACAUUUUACUCCCACCCAAUGUCGUCUGCAAUCGUUGGAGCUGAUACUCGGAAGAUGUGGUUUGAAGUUAAUCAUAAUGUACCUUACUUCGGUCUACAUCCAACUGGUUUUAUGUUCUUGGCACAAGUUGAUGGCGCAGAUAAAUCUAAGUUUGCAAUUGAAAAGGUUAUAUAUGGUGGAGAAUCGUUUAAUUCCGUACAAGAAUUCAAGACAGCUUACACGAACGGCACAGUAACAAAAACCAAAUUGAAGUUUCCAAAAGUUGACAAAAAUCUAUUUUCAACGCUAAAUUACAGAGGCGAUGCCAAACCGUCUAAAAGGGCACCCCAACUGGUUGAGCCGGAUGGAAAACGUUACACUUUGAACCACAGACAGGUAAAAUACAUGGACUGGCAAUUUGACUUCAGAAUGUCUGCGUUAACAGGACCCCAGCUCUACAAUAUCAUGUAUGGGAAAGAUAGGAUAGCAUACGAAGUGGGAUUACAGGAAAUAGCUGUCUUUUAUUCUGGUGCUAACCCGGCAGCUCGAUUUACUGAUUACGUAGACAGUGGUGAACUUUUAGGAAUUCAUGCCAAGAGUUUGGUACCAGGGGGAGACUGUCCAGAAACUGCUACAUUCAUCCCAGCAACCUUUUUAGGUGAGCACACAGAAGGACCCGAAACUAACUCAAGAGCUUUUUGCUUGUUUGAACAAAACACGGGAGUACCAUUAAGGCGCCAUUUGUCUUAUGCUGUAUGGGAAGGUGGUUUCUAUGGCGGGGUAAUGGACAAUGUGCUGAUAUUGAGGACAAUCCUCACAGUGGCAAACUACGAUUACAUAUUUGAUUUUAUCUUCCAUCAGAACGGUGCCAUGGAAGUGAGAGCAUUGUCCACUGGUUACAUUUAUACCACUUUCUACAACCAAGCUGAGGAUAAAUAUGGUUUUCGCUUAAAUGACAACAUUCUGGCCAAUCUGCAUCAUCACAUGUUCCAUUUUAAAGUGGAUUUGGAUGUACUAGGAACUUCCAAUAGAUACGAGACGCUGGAUAUAGAGACUGAAGAUUUGGAUAUUUCUGGAGAGACUGGUAAUCCUGGAGAUAAAUAUAACCAAAUAUUCUACACCAAAAAUCUUAAAAAUACAGAAACAGAAGCUGCUUACAAAUUCAAUUUCGAUACACCUAAAUAUCACAUCAUUCAUAAUAAUGCGGUGAACACAAGCUUUGGGGUUCCGAGAGCCUAUCGAAUUCAAAUGAACGGAAUGUCAAAACAAACUCUAAAAGAGAACAGUGGAAACGAAGCAACAGUAUCCUGGUCACGGUACCAAAUGGCAGUUACAAAAUAUAAACAUGAUGAGUUUAGCAGUAGUUCACCAUAUAAAAUGUUUGAUGGCAGAUCACCUGUUGUAAACUUUCAACAGUAUAUCGAUGAUAAUGAUAAUAUUGUGGACCAGGAUUUGGUACUAUGGUUAGCUAUGGGAGUUCAUCAUAUUCCACAUACAGAAGAUCUUCCUAUAACACCUACACCCGGUGCUCAUCUAAGUUUUGCUUUAUUGCCUUAUAAUUACUUUAAGGAAGAUCCUUCCAUGACGUCACAUGAUUCAAUAACUAUAGUCCAUAAAGAUCCAACCAAUCCUCAAAAUGGCGUCAUAUUUAGGAGAUACCAUAAUGCAACAGGAAGACCAACAAAUGUAAAUUUGCCUUCAGAUAAUUUAUCUGACUAUGAAGAUAACCCAGAUCUUGUUUUACAGAGUAGAAAAAAAAUUUCUUUUUUUUAAAACAUUUUUAUUCGCUAACCUUGAAUUUGUCGUGUGUUGUUUAAACCGCUGCCUGUCCGCCCGUCGUCCACGAUUGCAAAUGGUUGCCCGAGAGGCUAAAGUGGCCAUACUGAUGAUUUCAAAUGAUUAAUACUUAAUAUCAAAUUAUGGCUGUUGACAUUCUUACACGUUUUUGUAGGCCUAAGUUUCAGUGUGGACGUAUUAUGCCGUCACCCUAUCCGUCGGUCCGUCCAUCAACAGUUGGCUAGUGGACACCAUAGAGUAUACAGUUUUUAACAGAUUUCUUUAUAAUUUAGUGUGAAGCAUCGUGAUCAUGAGAAGACGAACCCUAUCGAUUUUCAGCCGCCCGUCAGUCGUUCUGAAGUUUCCGCAAACCCUGUGAACGAUUUAACGGCUAUAGUUUUCGACAGAUAUGGUCUGAAGCCUUGUGGUCACGAGGGGACGGAACUCUGUCGAUAUUUAGGGUUCUACGACUUUCCGCCCGGAGUUAUCCCCCUUGAGCCUUGUGGUCACGAGGGGACGGAACUCUAUCGAUAUUCAGGGUUCUACGACUUUCCGCCCCGGAGUUAUCCCCCUUUAUCCCCCUUGGGCCUUGCGGUCACGGGGGGACGGAACUCUAUGGAUAUUCAGGGUUCUACGACUUUCCGCCCCGGAGUUAUCCCCUUUUCCGAAUUCUUGGAAGCGCGAUAGAGGCUACAUUUUUUUAACGAAUAUUUUUUUUCAAAUUUGGUUGUAACCACUGGGGCCAUGAGAGAAUGAACCCUUUUCGGAGACCCCCCCCCCCCCCCACCUCAGUUUGCUGAUAUCAUUGUGAAUCCGAUAGAGGCUACAUGUUUUAACGAAAGAUGUUCACAUUAAAUUGUUAGAAUUGGGUCAUGUGAGAAUGAACCCUAUCGAUUUUCAGCUUCCACACCACCACCCCGCCCCCGUUACCGUAAACCUUGUGAAUUCGAUAUAAGCUACAGUUUUUAAGAGAUUUUUUUUAAAAUUUGGUUUCAAGAGAGGAUGAACCCUGUCUACUGUCUAAAAUCUUGUGGAAUGUGGUGCCAUUUUUCUAAGUCAAAUAUCUUGUGGCACUCUUGUGGUGAUCAAACACCACAGAAUAAAAUCUGGUAGAAUAUGCUUUCCCCCACAUCUUAAAAUGUUCCAGUAAAAUAAAUAGAAAAUAUUUCAUAAAUUUUUCAUGGACCAACUUUUCCAAACGCUCCCAAACCUUGCCAUGUCUAAUCUUAGACAAUCUAUUGGCCUAUAUUUAAAUGAAUUGACACAUUAAUUUUACAAACGCCCCUAAACCUUGCCAUGUCUACUUUAUUGUGGCUUCGAAUCUUCAAUAAAUUAUUAUUUGGACAUUUAUUUACAUGACAAGCCUAUAAACCAACUAUCUAAGACAAUCUGUUGGCCGAUAUUUAAGUGGAUUAAACAUUAAUUUAAAAAUGGUGAAUCAAGGAUAAGUCUCGAUGGUCAAGUAAUUCCGGUACGAUAAUAAACAACCGACAUGUUUGUUACAUCUUGUCAAAUCUCAUAAAUAUUCAUUUUAUUUCAUUAUCUAUUUUGUUAAAGUUACAAUUUCAUAUUUUUAAGUUAUAUUUUUAAAAUGUAUUAAAAUAAAGCCCUAAAAUAGAUGGUAUUUAUAAACAGUCAUACCUUGUAAAAGAAUAAUCCUAUUAAUCCUAUAAUUCACUAUUGCCAGUUGAGAAAUUUUCAACUUCAAAUUCAAACGUUUGAAGAUAGUUAUUCCAUGGUUGGGAAUAGGAAAACAAGGGAGGUAAUUGUGUUAUUAUUUCCGGUGUAAAGAUAACCUAUGAUCGUAUAAUAGUGAGUUGACAACCUAUUGAGCAAAAGACAUAGAAAUAAUUAUGUUUGACAUUCUUAGAAAGUAUGAAACUUUAACUAUUAUAGCAAUAACAACUCGCUCUUUAACUAAAUCUUACGAAAAUGGAUCUAAAAACAAACAUUAAUGUAAUAUGGAUGUAUAUAAAGUGAUUUAAAUCUAAUUUUUAAAGAGAAUUAUUGUAAUUUAUAAUCAGUUAUGUACAGUGAAAUAAACGGUUGUCCAUUCUA